AUGAGCGCCCCUCCGGUCCUGCGGCCGCCCAGUCCGCUGCUGCCUGUGGCGGUGGCGGCGGCGGCAGCGGCGGCCGCGCUGGUCCCGAGGUCGGGGCCGGGGCCCGCGCCUUUCCUGACUCCCGCCGCGGCUCCUGCUGGGGGCAUCUCCUUCCAUCUGCAGAUCGGCCUGAGCCGCGAGCCCGUGUUGUUGUUGCAAGACUCGUGCGGGGAUUACAGCCUGGCUCAUGUCCGCGAGAUGGCUUGCUCCAUCGUCGACCAGAAGUUCCCUGAAUGUGGUUUCUACGGAUUGUAUGAUAAGAUCCUGCUUUUUCGCCAUGAUCCUACCUCUGAAAACAUCCUUCAGCUCGUGAAAACGGCUAGUGAUAUCCAAGAAGGUGAUCUUAUUGAAGUUGUCUUGUCAGCUUCUGCCACCUUCGAAGACUUUCAGAUCCGUCCCCAUACUCUAUUUGUUCAUUCGUACCGAGCUCCAGCCUUCUGUGAUCACUGUGGAGAAAUGCUGUGGGGGCUAGUACGUCAAGGCCUGAAAUGUGAAGGAUGUGGUCUGAAUUACCACAAGAGAUGUGCAUUUAAAAUCCCCAACAAUUGUAGCGGAGUGAGGCGGAGACGCCUCUCAAAUGUUUCCCUCACUGGACUAGGCCCUGUCCGCACGGCGUCUGCUGAGCUCUCCACCAGUGCCCCUGAUGAGCCCCUUCUGCAAAAGUCACCUUCGGAGUCAUUUAUCAACCGAGAGAAGAGAUCGAAUUCUCAGUCAUACAUUGGAAGACCAAUUCAGCUGGACAAGAUUUUGAUGUCUAAAGUAAAAGUGCCGCACACAUUUGUCAUCCACUCAUACACCCGGCCCACUGUGUGCCAGUAUUGCAAGAAGCUUCUCAAGGGCCUUUUUAGGCAGGGAUUGCAGUGCAAAGAUUGCAGAUUCAACUGUCAUAAGCGUUGUGCACCCAAAGUACCAAACAACUGCCUGGGUGAAGUGAGCAUUAAUGGAGAUUUAAUUGGCCCUGGGGCAGAAUCUGAUGUGGUCAUGGAAGAAGGGAGCGAUGACAAUGACAGUGAAAGGAACAGUGGCCUCAUGGAUGACAUGGAAGAAGCAAUGGUCCAAGAUGCUGAGAUGGUGAUGGCGGAGUGCCAGAAUGACAGUGGGGAAAUGCAGGAUCCAGACCAAGACCAUGAGGACUCCAACAGAACCAUCAGUCCAUCAACAAGCAACAAUAUCCCACUCAUGCGAGUAGUGCAGUCUGUCAAACACACGAAGAGGAAAAGCAGCACAGUCAUGAAGGAAGGAUGGAUGGUCCACUACACCAGCAAGGAUGCGCUGAGAAAACGGCACUACUGGAGAUUGGAUAGCAAAUGCCUUACCCUCUUUCAAAAUGAUACAGGAAGCAGGUACUACAAGGAAAUUCCUUUAUCAGAAAUUUUAUCCCUGGAACCAGCAAAAGAUACAUCUUCAAUUCCUAAUGGGACCAAUCCUCAUUGUUUUGAAAUCACAACAGCAAAUGUAGUAUAUUAUGUGGGAGAAAAUGUGGUUAAUCCUUCCAGCCCACCACCAAAUAACAGUGUCCUCACCAGUGGCGUUGGCUCAGAUGUGGCCAGAAUGUGGGAGAUGGCCAUUCAGCAUGCCCUGAUGCCUGUCAUUCCUAAGGGCCCAUCUAUGGGCUCAGGAUCCAACUUGCACAGAGAUAUUUCUGUGAGUAUUUCAGUAUCAAACUGCCAGAUUCAAGAAAAUGUGGACAUCAGCACAGUAUAUCAGAUCUUUCCAGAUGAAGUACUGGGUUCUGGGCAGUUUGGAAUUGUGUAUGGAGGAAAACAUCGGAAAACAGGAAGAGAUGUAGCAAUUAAAAUCAUUGACAAAUUAAGAUUUCCAACAAAACAAGAAAGCCAGCUUCGAAAUGAGGUUGCAAUUCUACAGAACCUUCAUCACCCUGGUGUUGUAAAUUUGGAGUGUAUGUUUGAAACGCCUGAAAGAGUGUUUGUUGUUAUGGAAAAACUCCAUGGAGACAUGCUGGAGAUGAUCUUGUCAAGUGAAAAGGGCAGGUUGCCAGAGCACAUAACGAAGUUUUUAAUUACUCAGUUAAUAGUGUAUGGCAGAGCUGGGCUAAGACUUACAAGCACACAAUUUGUGAACUAACCAUUUCUGCAAUCCAAUACAUUGUCACAGGUGAAACUUUGUGAUUUCGGUUUUGCCCGGAUCAUCGGAGAGAAAUCUUUCCGGAGGUCAGUGGUGGGCACCCCAGCUUACUUGGCUCCAGAGGUUCUAAGGAACAAGGGUUAUAAUCGCUCUCUAGACAUGUGGUCUGUUGGCGUUAUCAUCUAUGUAAGCCUCAGUGGCACAUUCCCAUUUAAUGAAGACGAAGACAUACAUGACCAAAUCCAGAAUGCAGCUUUCAUGUAUCCACCAAAUCCCUGGAAGGAAAUCUCUCACGAAGCUAUUGAUCUUAUCAAUAAUUUGCUGCAAGUAAAAAUGAGAAAACGUUAUAGUGUGGAUAAGACCUUGAGUCAUCCUUGGCUACAGGAUUAUCAGACCUGGUUAGAUUUACGGGAGCUGGAGUGCAAAAUCGGGGAACGUUACAUCACCCAUGAAAGUGAUGACUCGAGGUGGGAGCAAUAUGCGGGCAAGCAGGGCCUGCAAUACCCCACACACCUGAUCAAUCUGAGUGCUAGCCACAGUGACAGUCCUGAGACGGAAGAAACAGAGAUGAAAGCCCUCAGUGAACGUGUCAGCAUCCUCUGA
This is a messenger RNA of Chrysochloris asiatica (Cape golden mole), 2727 nucleotides long. Its product is annotated as serine/threonine-protein kinase D1-like. Gene Ontology annotation, biological process: protein phosphorylation. Lineage: Eukaryota; Metazoa; Chordata; Mammalia; Afrosoricida; Chrysochloridae. Gene Ontology annotation, molecular function: protein serine/threonine kinase activity; ATP binding. The record is from RefSeq and is a predicted model, not a curated record. The transcript is spliced from 17 exons.